This is a messenger RNA of Carassius auratus (goldfish), 3573 nucleotides long. Its product is annotated as oxidation resistance protein 1-like. The coding region runs from base 163 to 2649 and encodes 828 amino acids. Gene Ontology annotation, biological process: response to oxidative stress. The record is from RefSeq and is a predicted model, not a curated record. Gene Ontology annotation, cellular component: nucleus. Lineage: Eukaryota; Metazoa; Chordata; Actinopteri; Cypriniformes; Cyprinidae. The transcript is spliced from 17 exons.
CUCUGUGUGUCUCUCAUCCUGCACACAGAUGCGCAGUACUGUGACCGGCUGCAUAAACUCAUCACAACCAUCUGUGUACAAGAGACCAACAUGGAAAGAGCUUCAUUCUAAGAGUUUGUCCCAGAAGGAAACCUUUGAGUCAGAGACGAGCGUCCUGCCAACAUGUUCAGCACCAAAAGACUCAAGAAGAAGUCCCAGUCGGUGGAUAUCGGCUCUCAAAGUUUUCCGGCGCGACUCAUCCCGAGUCUGUCCUUAAACAGAUCUUCACCCCCUGUUGCCAAGACAACCACAUCAGAGGUGCAAGAAAACAACACCACCAAUUCCCAGUGCCGUGGUCCUCGGUGCAGCGAUCUGAAACGAGGAUACACAAUAGAUACCGGCCAGAAGAAGACGCCAGAGAAGAAGGAUGGAAGGCGAAUGUCAUUCCAGAGACCGAAGGGCACCAUCCAGUAUUCCGUGGAGUUGCGGGACACUCUGAACAGUAUUUCGCUGAAGUUUGACACAACUCCCAAUGAACUUGUUCAGCUCAACAAACUCUUCUCCAGAAAUGUGGUCCCCGGUCAGGUUCUGUAUGUGCCUGAUCCGGAGUACGUGUCUAGUGCGGGGAGCUCUCCCUCCUUCAGUCCCAGCAGCCCACUCUCUCCCACCUCCUCAGAAGCUGACCUGGAGAAAGUGAGCAGGGACUCCAAUGGUCCACCUCGCUCUGAUGCUCCUGUCCCUCCCGUCUUCUCUGCCCUGCGGCCCUCCCGUGUGGUUUCCUCCACCUCGGAGGAAGAAGAGUUACUGACAGAGAAGUUCCUCAAAAUCAAUUGCAAGUACAUCACAGAUGGCAAGGGUGUUGUUAGCGGGGUGUUGCUGGUGACGCCCAACAACAUCAUGUUUGACCCUCACCGGACGGACCCUCUGGUUCUGGAGAGAGGCUGUGAGGAGUAUGGCAUCAUGUGUCCACUGGAUGAGGUUCAGUCUGCUGCCGUUUACAGAGAGAUCACUGACAGCAAGAUCCGUGACUCCAUACCACCGGACUUUGAAGCCGUGUUCUCUGGAAGCUCUCUUCUGCGGGAGGGUUAUGACAGCGCCAGCACUGCCCCCCGCAGCACUGAGGGCUCCAUCUCUGAGGACGUCUUCACAGAGUCAGAGCUCUCACCCAUCCGGGAGGAGCGGCAGUCCACAGAGGAGCUACAGCAGGAGGACAAGUCAUCAGGAGCCUCGUCCCAAUCCAUGCAGACCCUCCUCCAGGAACCUCAGACGGCUGAGGACAGCCAUACAGAGGAGGAGGAGGAAAAGCCAGAGGAGGGAGAACCAGCCAGCGAAACUGCCCAGCUCAAACAACCCAGCCAGGAAGAGCCAAGCACACCCACCAGCAGGGACAACCAGCAACCACCCCACUGCCAGACCGAAGAAGUUCUCAAGUCCUCAGGUUCUCAAAGCUUGGCCCCUGGAUCAAGGGAGACCUCGGGAGGGGAAAGCAGCCCCGAUGGGGCUAAGCUGACCAGAGAUGGUACUCGAGAUUCAGAGACGGACAUAGAGGAACUAAGAAAGAUGUGGAAGAGUCACACUAUGCAACAAGCAAAGGAACAGCGAGAGAGUGUCCAGCAGGCCCAAAGAGAGAACGAACAACAGUCUAAGAGCAGCCAGAGACUGAGCUCUGCUGAGGGCAUCAUGGUGUCCAAGGAGAGGCAGAAGUCUCACAAGUUUCUGUGUCUGCGGGUUGGCAAUGCCAUGAAGAAGACGUUUGUGUCCAAUGCCAGUGCCUCCAUGCAGCAAUAUGCACAGCGUGACCGGAAGCAUGAGUACUGGUUUGCCGUUCCCCAAGAGAGGUCAGACCACCUGUACGUUUUCUUCAUCCAGUGGAGCCCAGAUGUAUUUGGGGAUGGGCUAGGAAGCAUCAGCCGUGAUCCUGGUUUCAUCGUGGUGAAGAAAAUCGAGGAGUCAGAGGCAAAUGAGGAGCAGCAGACUGUAGAAAAUUCAGAUAAAGAGUGGGAGGUAGUGUCAUGGACUGAGUACCACCGCCGGAUCGAUGCGUUAAACAGUGAAGAUCUGCGCUCCCUAUGCAAACGCCUUCAGAUCACCACGAAGGAGGAUGUAAACUCCAAACAUGGCACGUCCAUCACCGCCAGCCUGGAGCCAGAGACUUUUAAGCCCAACCUGAACGAACCCAGUGACCUUUUGGAGGCCGAGCAGAUUGAGAAGCUGGCAAAACAUCUCCCACCCAGAACCAUCGGUUACCACUGGAAUCUGGCCUUCAGCACAUCGAAGCAUGGCAUGAGCAUUAAGACGCUGUACCGAGCCAUGCAGGAUCAGGAUUCACCCAUGCUGCUGGUCAUCAAAGACAGUGAUGGACAGAUAUUUGGGGCUUUGGCAUCAGAACCGUUCAAAGUCAGUGAGGGUUUCUAUGGCACAGGAGAGACUUUCCUGUUCACCUUUUAUCCACAGUUUGAGGCACACAAAUGGACUGGGGAUAAUCUGUUCUUCAUUAAAGGUGACAUGGACUCUUUAGCCUUUGGAGGAGGAAGUGGUGAGUUUGGGCUUUGGCUGGACGAGGAUCUUUAUCACGGCAGGAGUCAUUCAUGCAAAACCUUCGGGAAUCCCAUGCUCUCCACGAAGGAGGAUUUCAUCGUGCAGGAUAUUGAGAUCUGGUCGUUUGAGUAGCAGCUCACAUGGAGGUACCUUUUGUUGAGAGAGUAACUGGCCACCAGGCAGAUCCCAAACCUUACUGCACAUCACCGCGGCUCCCAGGAAGCCCGUAACGGAUGCUACUGUUACCGCGCUUGUCGUAUGUUACUCCUGCAUUUAAUACAGAGCUCUUCUUUGUGCUGUUUAGUAUGUGUGUGUUUUGUUCAAGCCGUGUGCAGUGUCAAUAACCAUCGGGACCCCCCGAGCACUUUUAACAUCAAAUGGAGAUGAGGAUGAUGAUGGUGGAGGAGGCAGCAUGGGGUUUGGGCUACCCGAGAACUGCCAUAGUCCAAUUUAGCUGAGCCAAAGCGCCAGGAGUCUGUUGAAGAGAUGGUGUUAGCCGAUAGCACGUCACUACUAUUGAUGGGGGGAAGACUCAACUACAGAAAAAGAAAUGCACACACAUUCCCUUGCUCUCAGAGGAAGAACAUGCAUUUUUGGGACAUCGACAGAUGGCGGUGGCAUCCAUGAGAACACAUUCGUAGUUUCUUUUGAGGCGAAAUAUUCAAGUGUUGUGAAAUUUGUAGUUUUUUCUGUCGUUCACUAUCAUAGCACACCAUGUCGAAGCACAUGAUCGGAAACCCCAUAGUCGUAAUGUUCUGUUCGGUGGGUUUUACGUGUGAGUGUGGCUAACGUCAACCCCUCCACUUCUGACGGGGCGACUUUUACUGUUCUUAUGUGUCGCAAUAGGUUUGUGGAAUAUGCAAAUUCUUGUCCUGUGACCUCAAAUAAUCCAGACGGGGUACCUUUGUUUUCCCUGUUUCUCUUUCCAAGAGACCCUUUACGUCUUGUCAGAUUACUUGCUUUUCUGGCUAUCAUUUGAAAAGCCUGAGACGUGGUUUAAUUGUUUUUCAUGAAUAUAAUGACAAUUCUAUAUUUAUGUAUAUGAUUAUAUAUAUA